GUCUCUGCCAGCAGGCGUCAGCCCCGCCCUUCUUCUUCCCGUGGGCGCUCGGAGGCCCGCCCCGGCCGCUGCGCCGGGAGCGGCGUACCGUAGGGUAGGGUAGUCUCUCUCGCGCCGCCCGACUUGGGUGAGCCGAGGGUUCGCAUGGCGGCGGUGGGGCCGCGGACUGGCCCGGGCGCCGGGGCCGAGGCGCUGGCGCUGGCGGUAGAGCUGCAGGGCGAGGCGACCUGCUCCAUCUGCCUGGAGCUCUUCCGGGAGCCGGUGUCCGUCGAGUGCGGCCACAGCUUCUGCCGCGCCUGCAUCGCGCGCUGCUGGGAGCGCCCGGGCGCCGGGGCCACCGCCGCGUCCCACAAGUUGUCCUGCUCGCUGCCCUGCCCGCAGUGUCGCGAGCCCGCGCGCCCGGGCCAGCUGCGGCCCAACCGGCAGCUGGCUGCGGUGGCCACGCUGCUGCGGCGCUUCAGCCUGCCAGCGGGCGCGCAGGGGGAACGCGGGCCUCCGGAGGCGGUGGCGGCCGGGUGCCCGCAGCACCGCGAACCGCUCAAGCUCUACUGCCAGGACGAUGGACGUGCCAUUUGCGUGGUGUGCGACCGCGCCCGCGAGCACCGCGCUCACGCCGUGUUACCCCUGGACGAGGCGGUGCAGGAGGCCAAGGAGCUCCUGGAGUCCAGGCUGAAGGUCUUGAAGAAGGAUCUGGAGGACUAUGAGGCGUUUCGUUCCACCGAAGAGAAGGAGAGCAAGGACCUCCUGAAGCAGAUGGCGGCCGAGAGAGAGAAGGUUGGGGCGGAGUUCCAGGCUCUGCGGGCCUUCCUGGUGGAGCAGGAGGGCCGGCUCCUGGGCCGCCUGGAGGAGCUGUCCCGGGAGGUGACACGGAAACAGAAUGAGAACCUGGCCCAGCUUGGGGGUGAGAUUGCCCAGCUCUCCAAGCUCAGCAGCCAGAUCCAGGAGACAACUUGCAAGCCUGAUCUUGACUUUCUCCAGGAAUUCAAAAACACACUAAGCAGGUGCAGCAAUGUGCCUGCCCCCAAGCCAACCACAGUCUCUUCUGAGAUGAAGAAUAAAGUCUGGAAUGUUUCUCUCAAGACCUUUGUCUUAAAGGGGCUGCUCAAGAAGUUCAGAGAGGAUCUUCGGGGAGAACUGGAGAAAGAGGAAAAAGAUCGAAAUCAGGUCCAUAAAUUGCCUUUCUGUGAUUUCAACACCUACUUAAUGAGGGGGCGGUGGGAGUGGGGCGAGGGGAGCCGUGCGAGGACGCUGCAUGGGACGUCUCCUCCCUGUCUUCCCCCCUCCCCAAACCCCGCAGUGGAGCUGACCUUGGACCCCGACACGGCCAACCCCCGCCUCAUCCUCUCUCUGGAUCUUAAGAGCGUGCGCCUUGGACAGCGGGCCCAGGACCUGCCCAGCCACCCGCGCCGCUUCGACACCAACACGCGAGUUCUGGCAUCCUGCGGUUUCUCCUCCGGGAGGCACCACUGGGAGGUGGAAGUGGGCUCCAAGGACGGCUGGGCCUUCGGCGUGGCACGUGAGAGCGUGCGCCGCAAGGGCCUCACGCCCUUCACCCCCGAGGAGGGCGUCUGGGCGCUGCAGCUCAACAGCGGGCAGUACUGGGCGGUGACCAGCCCUGAAAGGACGCCCCUCAGCUGUGGGCACCUGUCCCGCGUGCGGGUCGCCCUGGACCUGGAGGUGGGGGCCGUGUCCUUCUAUGCUGCGGAGGACAUGCACCACAUCUACACGUUCCGUGUCAACUUCCAAGACCGCGUGUUCCCCCUUUUCUCUGUCUGCUCCACUGGCACCUACUUGCGAAUCUGGCCUUGAGGGGCAUUGCCUGGCCUCCCCGAGGGGGUCAGUCAGUCAAGGGUGAACUCCUCCUAGUCCUGGCUGCCCAUGGGAAGGCAUGUUGCCCUCGGAUGGAGCCUCCUGGUCACUCUGGGUAUGCCCUCCAGACUCUUGCCCCAGGCUGCCUUAGAGGGGAUUCCGCAGACUACAACAUCAAAGACAUGAGAAUGGGCUGUUGGGGAAAAGGGCUCUGAGGUCAGUUGAGCAGGGGAAGAGAUGCUUUGGACCCUCCUGGCAUGUCUCCUGCCUGUUGUCCACGUGUGGAUUUGGCCUGAGCUGUGAGGCGGUGGAGGUGUGUGAGGACAGGAGCCCAGCUCCACCAGAGGUGCUUCCUAUCACUACACCAACUCAGCAGGGCUUCUGGUUCUGUGGAACAAAACCAAGCUCUGGUCCUGUGCCAUCCUCAGUUGCAAGCGGGCAGGUUCCUGCCAGGCCAAUCAGGUUCAUGAUCCCUUCUGCUUUGCCUUCCUGUCAGCUGCCAGCUCUGCCUUCAGAGACCUGAAUCUAGCUGGCCUGACGAAGUUGUCUACUCAGGGAGGAUCACUGUACUUCCAGCUCAGUGGAGAGUUUGGGCCGGAACUGGUAGGAGACCCUUGAUCUGUACAUGAGGGAAAAGCCCAGGGUAACAGCAUAUAGGCAUUGCUGCCGUCCCAUAUGACUUAGCCUGAUGACAGAGUGUGUGUACAAUACAUCCUUGGCCACAGUGACUGCUCCGUGUUCUCAAGUUUGCCUAAACCCUUUUCAAGUGCCAAAGUACAGUCUCCCUUGGGUAAGGAGACCAAAGACUCUGGAAUUUUGAAACUCAAGGCGGCACUUAUAAUUUUACAGAAUAAACUAACACCAGCAUGGAAAUGCACAGAGCACAGGCAUGCCCCUGACAGACACUUCCUGGAGCUUCCCCAGUGUAUGCCAACAGCAGAAGACCCUGGUGCCAAGGCCUGCUCAGCCUGUACCCUGGAGGGUGUUAUUCUCUUGGCUAAUUGUUCCCCAGCUUCUGCAUGGCUGGGCUUCUGGGAGAGUGGAGGUGGGCUGUUCCCUGCUUAGUAUGCUCCAGGAAAGGGGGAUGGGGAGAUGGAAAUACAGACUGUGAGCUCA
Molecule: messenger RNA, 2925 nt
Organism: Eubalaena glacialis (North Atlantic right whale)
Lineage: Eukaryota; Metazoa; Chordata; Mammalia; Artiodactyla; Balaenidae
Gene: TRIM7
Product: tripartite motif containing 7
Exons: 7
Coding region: 145-1809 (554 amino acids)
Molecular function (GO): zinc ion binding; protein binding
Source: RefSeq, a predicted model, not a curated record